AUGUCUAGAGAAGGUUUCACAGUCCCAACUGGCGAUUUGGCUGCUGCCGCACACGGUGUCGUUUCGAAACAAGUGGCUGGUGCCGGUUUGAACAAGAACUACGGUGUCAAGUACUUGUGUCCUAACUGUUCUUUCGAGGUCUCCUUGAACAAGUCGGAUCCGAUCCGCUGCAAGGACUGUGGUUACAGAGUGUUGUUCAAGAAGAGAACCAAGAGGAUGGUUCAACGUAACAUCGCAAUACCCCUGCUCGACAGUUUUGAAAUCUAA
This is a messenger RNA of Babjeviella inositovora NRRL Y-12698, 267 nucleotides long. RefSeq names its product DNA-directed RNA polymerase core subunit (gene RPC10). Lineage: Eukaryota; Fungi; Ascomycota; Pichiomycetes; Serinales. Gene Ontology annotation, cellular component: RNA polymerase III complex; RNA polymerase II, core complex; RNA polymerase I complex. Bases 1 to 267 code for a protein of 88 amino acids. The transcript has 2 exons. Gene Ontology annotation, biological process: DNA-templated transcription. Gene Ontology annotation, molecular function: DNA binding; zinc ion binding; DNA-directed RNA polymerase activity. The record is from RefSeq and is a predicted model, not a curated record.